Symbiodinium natans is the source of this 327-nucleotide messenger RNA. The record is from the annotation of a GenBank genome assembly. NCBI's taxonomy places the organism in Eukaryota, Dinophyceae, Suessiales, Symbiodiniaceae.
AUGAGGGUGGAGCUGGUGCAUCAGAAGGCGCUUCGCUGGACACGGAGUCGUUGCUGCAGGAGGCCCUUGAAACAGGAGAUGGAGUGCGCCUUUGACCAGCUCUGGCACGCUUUGUACGACGUGCAGUCACGACAAACUGCAAUUGAGACCGAGCUUCAAGAGCUCCUGUGGGUGAUGGACGACUACCAUACGUUCAAGUCGAUGACUGUCUUCGAAGUUGAGCAGUUGAAGAGUGCCGAGCUCAGUCUAGGCAGAACCUUGAAAGCUGUAGGUAAUAUUGGGGUUACCGGUAGUUGCCUGGGUGUAGAUCCUCAGGGUCUUGAGUAA